Messenger RNA from Diuraphis noxia (Russian wheat aphid), 1133 nucleotides. RefSeq names its product protein Mdm4-like. The record is from RefSeq and is a predicted model, not a curated record. Gene Ontology annotation, biological process: negative regulation of apoptotic process; protein ubiquitination; regulation of gene expression. Gene Ontology annotation, molecular function: ubiquitin protein ligase activity. NCBI's taxonomy places the organism in Eukaryota, Metazoa, Arthropoda, Insecta, Hemiptera, Aphididae.
UCUAUAUCUUUAAUAAUGAAAUUAUGUUGUGUUCUCGAAGUUUUGCUCAGUAUAAGAAACAGUUAAUGUGUUUCAACAAUGUUGCUCUAGUUUUAAAAGAUUAGGAUUCCAAAUUGUCGUGCUUUUGGAUUCCGUCGUAAGAACGCCAAUGAUCCUGAMCGAACGUCUCCUCGAAUAAUAUUGACGCUGAGACGCUGAGUACUAUCGAGAAUUUCGAUAGUCGACAUAUCAGGUCGAUUGUGCUUAUGGCAUUUGUGAAUAGUUUCCGACAAGCCGUCUUGUGUUUGCAUGUUUCUUCAUGUUAUGUCAGGCUCGUUGUGUUUGAACGGUCAAUGGUCGUUUGCUAGUGUCCAGUUACCAGUAGUGACUAUAUAGCCACCGUGUUUUGUGGUACUACGUCACUAAUUUGGACUGUGUUUUACUGUUUUGGCGUCCAGUGUAACUGUAUUCAUUAUACACAGUUUUUACAACGGUUUUUGUUGGCGGUUUUUUCACGAUAUGGUAAACACUCUAAAAAGACAAGUGGACGAUAUGAAUACUAUUAAUGAUUUAAAUGAUGACCAAGAUGCCACAUGGGGAGGCAAAAGGACCCGAUACAUAUACAAUUAURCUUUGCAAUGUUCUGAUAUAAUUUCAAACACAGAUGAUUCAGAUGUCACAGAAAGUGUGUAUAGCGUUCAAUCAAAAUAGUAUAGAAUGGAAUUUUUUGGGAGUAAACCUCGGUCCAAGAAAAAAAACGUUAAACGUUUAAAUGUGUCCAAGCCAAAAAAAGAAAGCAACUUACUUGAAGUUUUUCAGAAAUCCAGUCAAUCAAAUUCUCAACAGGGUGUUUCAUGUCUGACAAAAAAUAUUGAAAAUAGUGCCACUUUAAUGAAUGAAAAUACUAAUAACAUAUGUAACAUAUGUUACUUAAUGCCUAAAAAUGGUGUAUUUAACCAUGGCAAAAUUGGCCAUAUUUAUUGUUGCUACUCGUGUGCUAAAAAAUUAUGGAGAAAAUCUAAUACAUGUCCCUUAUGCAAUGUUAAAAUUAAAUUUGUGACAAAAAUGAUUGUUGUCUAGUAAUUAUAAUUGUAUUUUAUUUCAAUUUUUUUAGUACAUUUUUAGCUUUUUUAGCAUUAUAUUAUUAUUGUAUA